AUGGCUCGUGGAACUAAACGCAGUGCAGAUGCUGCGGCGACGGAGACUAGCGCAGGGACUGUGCCAGAACCCUCCGACGAUGCUGAGAUCGCGGUGCCUCUAGAGAGCUGCGAGGACGAGAACCACAGAAGCGGUCCGGAGCAGGGUCUCCGUCGUCGUCGCGAUGGCAUCGUGCGCUGUGCCCGGUGUCACGAAGCAAACAAGCGCAAGCUCAUGGCUGUUGGAACUCGUGGACUGGACCUGGCGGCCCACUUUAGAAUGCGCCGAAGCAUGCCGGGUGUUGAGGUGGUGCCCAGCUCCCCAGAGCCAGAGGCAGACGACGAAAUGGAGAAUGCCAAAGCAGAAAUCUUCGAAGUCAUCAGCGUCCCACAGACGCCGGUUCAAGUUCGUCGCAAGUCCGCCAAAGGCAGCAGCUCUUCCCCUGAUUCGAUGGACGACGAAACCACGGCUCCUCCUUCAGAGAGCUCUGAUGGGGCGCCGCCGAAGGUUCUGCACAUUGGCUGCGACGUGUGCCCGCGAUGGUACGUGGUGGACCAGCUCUUGUUCGACCACUGGCGCGAGGAGAAGUUCACCUGCUGCAUGAUCGGUGAGCGAUGUGGCCGGAAAGACAGCAAGACCGCGCUUGUCUCGUGUCCUGGUGUGCCAGAGAUGUGCAGUCGAAUGGGUCGGCCGCACAUCUCACGCGCGAGCAGGCCCCACAUCUUGCCGCUUGGCUUCUGGGACCUCUGGCGCCCAAACACGGCGCUCAGCGCCGCAGCACCGAAGAUCUUCGCGGCCCCCGUCGCGACGGCGGGCCGGCAGAGGGCCUUGGAGGCGCAGCAACUGCUGACGUCUGCUUUUGAAGAAGAGGCGGCAUCGAGCUCCAUCACUUUGCUGCUCGGUCUGCGCCGCAAACGUGCCAAAGGUGCGUCCACAGGGCAGCCUGCCAAGGCAUGGCUCCUUUGGCAAGACGGCGGCGCUGGGCACAUGGUGUCGGCUGCCAUCCUCUCCUGGCAGCGCUACACCACGACAGGGCCAAAGCAGCUGCAGGGCGGAGUGGUUCUGGAGUACAUCGCUCGCCUGCCCGAAUGUGGAGCAAAGGCGUACCACCUCAUUCUUGCGGCCGAGGAGGUCGCGCUUCUCCUUGGGCAGAACGAGCUCUUCAGCGCAUGUGACCUGACCCAAGAUGGCUGUGCCUUCGAUGGGCGCGCGUUGCCGGCACUGGCGGCGCACCAGAAGUGGGGAUUCCAGGACACGGACCAAAAAGAAUGGCGAGACCGCCGCCUGGAGGCCUACAACUCAGACUGCAACCUGCGCUACAUGGUGAAGAGAGUCGGCCAGUGCUCACUGGCAGACCUUGCCGGCGCCUGCGGACUGGCCCUGCGCUCCCGCCACUCCAAUGGAGCUUGGGCCCGGCUGGCUGCUAGCAGGACUGAGGAGGCGAAGCCCGGGAAGCAGGUCUGGGCUCACCUGCUGGCCCGGCCGAUCAAUCUCUCAAAGCUCGGCGAUCGCUUAUCUUCCUUAUCUUCCGCCGAGUACUCCUGUAGACUGUGGCGCAUGCGACGAGGUCCGAAAGCAACUCCGCUGCCCCAGGUGUUGAUCUGCGACAGCAAGAGUGCUGAUGCUGGUAGUGCUGUCGUGCUGGCAGAUGGAUGUCUCAUUCUUUGGGAUGCAAGCGCCGACAUGGAGCAGCAGAUGCUUCAGCUCGCUGCCUCCUGUCCGGCGGACCGACGUGGGCCAACGACAAUAGGUGCCGUGGACGUGGUGCUGGAAGGUCGCUAUCUGACAGCAGAGAGCAGCGAGCCCGUCGCCUCCGAGAGCAUCGACUUCGUCUACCAAGACGAGGUCUCAGGCUCCGAGACCCGGCUGGACCAGAUCACCGGGCAGCUCCGAAUCAGGGCUUUCCAGGAAGCUGAGUGGAGCCAGGAAGCUGACCGAGAAGCGCGGCUUGAGCAGAUCGCCAUCUCAUUGGGGAUGGAUGUUGCCGUUCGGCUGGAGGCCUUGGAAACGAAGAUCGAGCGGAAGAUUCAAGAAGACUGGAAGGCUCUCGAAAAGGAAAUGGAAGAUCUGGAAAAGCGAUUUGCCAUGUUUGUGAGUCUGAAGGACAUCUCGAACCGGGUUUUCAAGUACGAGAAAAUGAUCCACCAAAUGCGCUACGAGCUGAAUGCCGAAGGAAGAUUUCUCGACUCUCCAGACCUGCUGUGGGAGAAUCACAACGAAGAGCGCAUCCAUGACCAGGUAGUGAAGCACUUCGACGUGAAACGACGCACGGAACUUCUAAACGAGCGUUUGAGUUACUCGCUGGAUUUCCUGCACACCCUCGGGGAACACGUGAGGCAUUUGUACUCCGUGCGCCUUGAGAGGAUGAUCAUCAUCCUCAUCACCUUGGAGUUGGGAGUGGGCGUCAUGGGCCUUCUACCAGGAAUGUCGCCGCAUGCCAUCGUCAGCUCACUGAGCCCCGCAGCUCCAGCAUCCGAGGAGUGA
Symbiodinium natans is the source of this 2463-nucleotide messenger RNA. The record is from the annotation of a GenBank genome assembly. Lineage: Eukaryota; Dinophyceae; Suessiales; Symbiodiniaceae.